GGAUCGCAGAGGCUCCGAAGCCCCUCGCAAACACGCUCCACACCUCAUAGCUCUAGAGUUCAGCCGCAGUGCAGCCUGUAGUUUGCUGACUUAGAUCGCUCCAGAAAGGCACACACAUCACCGAGUCAACUUUUUUUUUUAUCAGAGCAAGGGAAUGAUUGAAACCUGACCCCCGGACUUCUGGCUGCGCGAGGAAAAACAUCACCAGCAGGAGGUUUCUGAUUCCGGGGCCCGGCCAGAUUUCCCACUGUGCCCACGCAGAGGGAGGAUUUGAGAUUGUGUUUCUGCGGUGGCGUCGUGCCAGCUUCCCCACCGACACGACUGUUCCGCUCUAUCUAUCUCCGUCUCUCCCUCCCUCCCUCGCUCCUCUCUUCCAACUCCUCCAUCCAUCACGUCCUGCGUCUGUGCUCCCGCUCUCUGCAUCCACCAGAACCCUCGUUCGCUCAGUCCAACCCUCGGCCGCCUCUCCAGAUAGCGAGCCAGCCGGACGGACGGCCGACAUGCACUCCACCACCACCUCCAUCACUUCGCUCUUCUCCUUCACCAGCCCGGCAGUGAAGCGCCUGCUGGGAUGGAAACAGGGGGACGAGGAGGAGAAGUGGGCGGAGAAGGCCGUCGACUCUCUGGUGAAGAAGCUGAAGAAGAAGAAGGGAGCGAUGGAGGAGUUGGAGAGAGCCCUCAGCUCACCCGGACAGCCAAGCAAGUGCGUGACCAUCCCCCGCUCCCUGGACGGGCGGCUGCAGGUGUCCCACAGGAAGGGCCUCCCCCAUGUGAUCUACUGCCGGGUGUGGCGCUGGCCCGACCUGCAGUCCCACCACGAGCUCAAGGCCCUGGACUGCUGCGAGUUCCCCUUCGGGGCCAAACAGAAGGACAUCUGCAUCAACCCCUACCACUACAGACGGGUCGAGACCCCAGUGCUGCCCCCGGUGUUGGUCCCCCGCCACAGCGAGUUUAACCCCCAGCACAGCCUGCUGGCCAAGUUCCGCAACGCCUCCUUGCACAACGAACCUCUGAUGCCCCAGAACGCCACCUACCCGGACUCCUUCCCUCCCCUGCCCUGCUCCACCUUCUCCUCCUCCCCCUCCUCCUCCUCUCUCACCCAGUCCUCCGGCACCCACAGCUACCCCAACUCUCCCAGCAGUGCAGCGGAGCCUGGAAGCAGCCCCUAUCACAUCACAGAGACACCACCACCCCCCUACAGCAUGAUGGAAACUGGGCCCCAGGAGGACGUGAAGCCUGGAGACACAGCAAACACCAACAAACUCACCUUCUCCGCCCCUCACAGAGACCUGCGGCCGGUGUGCUACGAGGAGCCAGAGUACUGGUGUUCGGUAGCGUACUACGAGCUCAACAACCGGGUCGGGGAGACCUUCCACGCCUCCUCCCGGAGCGUCCUGGUCGACGGCUUCACCGACCCGUCCAACAACAAGAACCGCUUCUGCCUGGGCCUGCUGUCCAACGUCAACCGGAACUCCACCAUCGAGCACACGCGCAGACACAUCGGCAAAGGAGUGCACCUGUACUACGUGGGCGGGGAGGUUUACGCUGAGUGCCUGAGCGACAGCAGCAUCUUUGUCCAGAGCCGCAACUGCAACCACCAGCACGGCUUCCACGCCACCACCGUGUGCAAGAUCCCCAGCGGCUGCAGCCUGAAGAUCUUCAACAACCAGCUGUUCGCCCAGCUGCUGUCCCAGUCCGUCAACCACGGCUUCGAGGUCGUCUACGAGCUCACCAAGAUGUGCACCAUCCGCAUGAGCUUCGUCAAGGGCUGGGGUGCCGAGUACCACCGCCAAGAUGUCACCAGCACCCCCUGCUGGAUAGAGGUGCAUCUGCAUGGACCACUACAGUGGCUGGACAAGGUGCUCACUCAAAUGGGCUCACCUCACAACCCCAUUUCCUCUGUCUCCUAACACAUAGACACACACACACACACACACACGUAUCUCAGUUGUCCACAGCCUUUUACAAGCGUUACUCUGUGCAGGUCUGUGCAGUUCUGUCACCAUGGGGUGGCAUCUGUGUAAUCAUAAAUACUGUUUUUUUUCUAUAAAUAAAAGAAUAACAUGCAAGAAAUUUCAACUUUAUGUCAUCUUUUAGCGAUACAAAAAGAAGAGUUCCAAUAUUUCAUUUAACUACUUAGCAGCCAUAUUUUCAGUAGGAAGCAUUUCAGUUACUUUCAGUAAGGCUACAAUCUUUUUCUUCUGCACUUACAGCCAUAAAUUGAGAUUUACAUGUAGGUACAAAUAGUAUGCACAUGUUUAAAUAGGCUAUGAAGUAUGUAUGUGUUGAUACAGUAUAUGUACCUGACUUCCUGAGUGUGUCACGUACUGGCUGUCGUUUACCUGUUCCAAUAAAGUUUUUUCAAA
Osmerus eperlanus (European smelt) is the source of this 2366-nucleotide messenger RNA. It is a transcript of the gene smad9, whose product is annotated as SMAD family member 9. The record is from RefSeq and is a predicted model, not a curated record. The transcript is spliced from 8 exons. Bases 501 to 1910 code for a protein of 469 amino acids. Gene Ontology annotation, molecular function: I-SMAD binding; DNA-binding transcription factor activity, RNA polymerase II-specific; RNA polymerase II cis-regulatory region sequence-specific DNA binding. Gene Ontology annotation, cellular component: heteromeric SMAD protein complex. NCBI's taxonomy places the organism in Eukaryota, Metazoa, Chordata, Actinopteri, Osmeriformes, Osmeridae. Gene Ontology annotation, biological process: transforming growth factor beta receptor signaling pathway; cell differentiation; BMP signaling pathway.